Messenger RNA from Paramecium octaurelia, 609 nucleotides. The record is from the annotation of a GenBank genome assembly. NCBI's taxonomy places the organism in Eukaryota, Ciliophora, Oligohymenophorea, Peniculida, Parameciidae.
UAUACUUAUAGAUAUUUAUGGGAAGAAAAAAUAGAGACUUAUCUUAUUUGAAACCCUUUUGUUUUUACUGUGAUAAAACAUUUAAAAAUGAAGUGUACUUGCAUUAGCAUUAAAAAGCUAAGCAUUUCACAUGCUAGAGAUGCUUCAAGAAGUUUUCAUCAUGCGAUUCAUUAAAAAAUCAUGUUGAAUCUGCUCAUCAUGAAGUUUUGACCAAGUUUAAAGGAUUAUUCUUAUUUUAGAAUUCCCAAUGCCACUGGUGAUAGGAGUGAUAUUAAAAAUAAAAUAUUUGGAAUGCAAGGAGUACCAAGAGUAGAAAUUGAAAAGAGAAUAAGAAAAGGAGCUGAAGAAUAUUGGACCAAAAUAUUAAGUGCUCAAUAUUAGCAAAGAAGAAAAGAGAAUAAAUAAAGAAUGAAGUAGAAUAGGGAAAUAAGUAAAAAAGAAAACUAAUAAGAUGUUAAAAUAGAUGUAAGAUUUAUAUUAUAAUAUCUAAUUAGAAUGAAAAAGAAGAAAUUGAGUAGCAUGAAUAUAAUCCAGAAGCUAAACCCAUCAGUUUUGAUCUAGAUUAUGAGUAAUUGCAAAAACAAUGAUAUAUUAUAUACCUCAUGCAGC